Messenger RNA from Coregonus sp. 'balchen', 16938 nucleotides. The record is from the annotation of a GenBank genome assembly. Lineage: Eukaryota; Metazoa; Chordata; Actinopteri; Salmoniformes; Salmonidae.
AUGAGUUCUUGUUUUGUACCAAACGGGGCCAGCUUGGAGGAUUGCCACUCCAAUCUAUUCUGUCUGGUAAGAGAUUUAAAACUAAAGGAAAAGCAGCCAUUUUUAACUAGCUGAAAAGAGCGAGCUAACGUUAGUAGCCACAGCAAUGGAAAAGCAGGCAGGGCCUGCGGAGCACUGCAAUUCAAACAUCAUGCACUAAGGCAAUGUGUAUUUGCAUACUGUGAAGUUGUGCAAGAUUAAAGAAGAAUAGUGUUAUCUGUCACUUGCAGCUGCAUGCAUGCUGUUUGCAAUCAUAAAUGUUCAGUUUGAUCAUAUUCAAUGCAUUCCAGCCCUGAGAGUCUUAGGCAAUAAAAGUGCAACUAAUGUAACGUGUGGUGAUGAUAAACAUCUUAGCUACCUAGCUAUCUAUAGCAACGUUGAAUACCAUGCAUGAUUACAUUUUUUGUCUAGUUGUUUACUUGGUUGAAGUAACGUUCUGUAUCGUUAUGCUUUUUAUCGCAUGCAUUGUGCAGCAUGUUUAUGUGACCUAAAAAUAAACCCAAGCAGUUGGCUAGCCUGCUAACUAGCUUGCAAUGUUGUUCAUUUGCACAAAUACCAAACUAGCUAAAUGGCAGAAACAUUUGGCAUUCGAUCAUGGAAAGUAAAUGCUCGUGAACAUUGGCUUCUAAUUUAAACUUCCAUGUUCUAUCGUGUUGUUGUUGUCAGUGUGCGGGUGUAGUUGUGGAGAUACAUUGCUUGUUACGUUGUUUCUUUUAAGUAGCCAAUGAAGAGUUUAGAUACUGAUAAAUUGUAGCCUAUUUGCGGGCUUACAUACUUUUCCUUUGAAGUUGUCAAGUUUGCUUUCCAAUCAUUUGUUGUUUACAUUCUUGGCUCGCGCACACCUAAAAGAGGCUGAAAUAUUAAUAAACAAUAAUGUACUCUUGGAUAUUGUUAGUGCAUUUAGAAUGUACGUUAGUACUUACUUCCUGUCUAGCAAGUUUUCAAGUUGAAUACAUUUUUCAUGACAUAUUAAUGCGAUUCACUGUUUUGUUUUUUAUCUGUGUAUUUAUUUGUGUGUUUUAGUUCUCAUAGUGCUGAUUGAUACUGUUGCUAGUCAGUCGUAAAACAAUUGAAUUAUAUAGCUAUCAUAAAUACACAACCAAAAGUACCUAAUAGACUCAAGGAAAAAGCUCAGACGUCCCCUCUUGUCCUUUGCACUCCUACUACUAGCUAGACCAAUCUAAGAACUUCUCAGUAGUGCACCAACUAUAGGUUUCCAGCAAUGCAUAGUAUUUUUCCUGUACAGUAUGUACUGUAUGACAGAUGUGAACAAUUCCCCUUCACGAAGGUUAAAUAGAUAAAUAUUGAUGGACAUGAAUCGUCCUUUUCCAAAGCAUUUGACAGUAGAGCUGAAUGAACAGGACAGGCUAGUAGUGAAUGACUGGUUGCUGUAUUGCAAUAGCAGGGAGAUAUUUUACUGCAGACUAAGAUGAGCUCACACACUGAACAGACAUUGUGGUUUUAGGCUGAAAGAAUGCAGUGAACACAGCUUGGCACUUUUCCCACAACUAAUAGUUCUCAGGAGUCUUAUUGCAAUUCUCGUUUGUCUUUGAAGUUAAGCGGCUUUUGCUUGCACAUUUCUGGGUGGUGAAGUUUGUUUGUAGAUUAGUUGGUAUGUGUUUAUAACACAUUAUUUUCAUAAAUCAAUAGUCACGCCACAACGGCCCUGCUAGACUAUGUCUCUUGUCAAGAUAAGUUCUCAGCCUUGGGUAGAAGAUUGUAAUUGUAACACUCAUCAAACUCAUUUAGAGCCGGGCAGGAUUAGAACAAAAACCAACACUGCAGCAGACAAAUGUUGUGCUGAUGGAAAGGCUGGACGAGACGAGAGAGCAGACCAAGUGGAUUUGCAUUUCUCCCGAGUUUUCCAAGAUGCAAACAGACUAGUUUCAUGUGUUGCAGCGGGACGGUGAGACCGUGACAGAGAGAUGCUGGUAGUGGUGGUGGGGUGUCUCUCUGUCUGCUCAGGGAUGGUUUGAGCAACUUCAACUGUUGCAUGUCUCUGAUUCAGAAAACUUUAAUGUCCUUGAGGCAAUUCAUUUAGCAGCAGUCAAAGUACAUAAAGACAAGAUCACAUAUUAAAAUGUAAAACACAACAACAGAAAAAAGCAACAGAUAUUUACUUGCUGCGAUUCUCACAAUUCUAUAUGUAAUGCGAUUUGAUGUUCCAAACAUCUUGCUCACUAUAUGUCUGCUGCAGAGAGAGCAUGAGAAAACAAGUUUUGAUCAUUCAGGGCAAUAUAUACAAAAGUGCUGAAAACAUGCUGGCUCACUAUUUAAAAAGAUGAUGGAGAACAAGCUUUAUGAUGAAAAAUACUGGAGUUUUGCAUCAGGUACAGCCAACUAGCGCUAGCUAAUGCUACCUACAGUAGCAAAACACUUUUUACAAAUCAAUACUUGGAGUCAAAUAUUGAUAUAAUAUAGUCCAAAAAUAAUAUUGCGAUAUGUAACUGUUUACAAAAAGUUGGCAGGAUAGUGCAAAGGUUUGCAUGUGCAUUGGGAAUGUCAGGAAGGGAAAGCAAGGGAAGGGAAGGCAGCUGUUGCACUUAGUGUGUUCCACAAUGGGACCUGGAGCUCUGAGCUGUGAGAGGGAAGGUGAGCGAAGCUGAGCAUCUGACGAAAGGAGGGGUCGUAACCCGCAAAUCCCAAACAGAUUUUACAUCAACUUUCUGAGUCCGUCAAAUGGCUUUGCCCUCAGAUUCCCCUAUAGCCGCUAUGGUGGUUUGCCCUGAUGGCCUCGGCAUCUGAAAAGGGAAACUUAACUCGACCCUGGUUCUUGCACUACUGGUGGGAGGACAUUUUGCAUACACAGUUGCCUACAUACCUGAGCAUUAUACUAACACUCAGCUAGUCGUGUCAGUUUGAAGGAAACACACAGGUUUCCCUGACACAUUCAGACUGUAACUCAGAUGUAGACUAUAUUUUUAAAAUAUUGAUUGAUUGAUUGACCGCAGAAGGCACACAGACUCUUGCCGGCGCAAUCUGCCUCUGGAAGAUUGCCACAUAGUAUUUGCAGAGAAUAGCCUAGUUUAUGGAUUGAAAGCUUGGACUUGAUCUUUGACAGGGAGAGCGGCCAUUCCACGGCUUUGAAAAGCCUAACAUUGACAGAGAAAAACAUAAAAACAAUUCAGAGCUGUCAUCAAAAGAUUCAGAGCUGUCAUCAAAAGAAUGGAUUGUGUGAUGAAAAUAAAUUUCUGAAGAAGAAUAAGUAAGACGGGCAUAUAUGCAGGCUUACAGUCCAAGCACCACCCGUUUCAGAAACAGUCAGUUUCUAUAAUUGCGGAGGAUCUGGUUUCACACUUAACAAUUUUUUCCCUCCCUUUUAUUUCCGUGCAGCACAGAUGUUUCUCUGCAAGAUGCAGGUGUCAGGUAGUUCCUCACACCACUAUGUCUGCCAUCGUGAGAGAGAGAGGGCUUGGUGGAUGGAGUUUCUGAAACAGAAACUGCAGCAACAGUAGUAGUAUACUGGUGAAAGGAAUAAUCUAAACUCAGCAAAAAAAAGAAACGUCCUCUCACUGUCAACUGUGUUUAUUUUCAGCAAACAACAUGUGUAAAUAUUUGUAUGAACAUAACAAGAUUCAACAACUGAGACAUAAACUGAACAAGUUCCACAGACAUGUGACUAACAGAAAUGGAAUAAUGUGACCCUGAACAAAGGGGGGGUCAAAAUCAAAAGUAACAGUCAGUAUCUGGUGUGGCCACCAGCUGCAUUAAGUACUGCAGUGCAUCUCCUCCUCAUGGACUGCACCAGAUUUGUCAGUUCUUGCUGUGAGAUGUUACCCCACUCUUCCACCAAGGCACCUGCAAGUUCCCGGACAUUUCUGGGGGGAAUGGCCCUAGCCCUCACCCUCCGAUCCAACAGGUCCCAGAUGUGCUCAAUGGGAUAGUGAUCCGGGCUCUUCGCUGGCCAUGGCAGAACACUGACAUUCUUGUCUUGCAGGAAAUCACACACAGAACGAGCAGUAUGGCUGGUGGCAUUGUCAUGCUGGAAGGUCAUGUCAGGAUGAGCCUGCAGGAAGGGUACCACAUGAGGGAGGAGGAUGUCUUCCCUGUAACGCACAGCGUUGAGAUUGCCUGCAAUGACAACAAGCUCAGUGCGAUGAUGCUGUGACACACUGCCCCAGACCAUGACGAACCCUCCACCUCCAAAUCGAUCCCGCUCCCGAGUACAGGCCUCGGUGUAACGCUCAUUCCUUUGACGAUAAACACAAAUCCGACCAUCACAUCUGGUGAGACAAAACCGCGACUCGUCAGUGAAGAGCACUUUUUGCCAGUCCUGUCUGGUCCAGCGACGGUGGGUUUGUGCCCAUAGGCGACGUUGUUGCUGGUGAUGUCUGGUGAGGACCUGCCUUACAACAGGCCUACAAGCCCUCAGUCCAGCCUCUCUCAGCCUAUUGCGAACAGUCUGAGCACUGAUGGAGGGAUUGUGCGUUCCUGGUGUUACUCGGGCAGUUGUUGUUGCCAUCCUGUACCUGUCCCGCAGGUGUGAUGUUCGGAUGUACCGAUCCUGUACAGGUGUUGUUACACGUGGUCUGCCACUGCGAGGACGAUCAGCUGUCCGUCCUGUCUCCCUGUAGCGCUGUUUUAGGCGUCUCACAGUACGGACAUUGCAAUUUAUUGCCCUGGCCACAUCUGCAGUCCUCAUGCCUCCUUGCAGCAUGCCUAAGGCAUGUUCACGCAGAUGAGCAGGGACCCUGGGCAUCUUUCUUUUGGUGUUUUUCAGAGUCAGUAGAAAGGCCUCUUUAGUGUCCUAAGUUUUCAUAACUGUGUCCUUAAUUGCCUACCAUCUGUAAGCUGUUAGUGUCUUAACGACCGUUCCACAGGUGCAUGUUCAUUAAUUGUUUAUGGUUCAUUGAACAAGCAUGGGAAACAGUGUUUAAACCCUUUACAAUGAAGAUCUGUGAAGUUAUUUGGAUUUUUACGAAUUAUCUUUGAAAGACAGCGUCAUGAGUUUAGUAGUACAGCAGCUCAUACUUGAUGUACCGGUAGGCUAUAGGCCUAUAUGAUAAAUGAACAUGGGCUUGUGAAUAGUGUCUUGUCUGGAACAGCAUUUGAAUGCCCUUGAGCAAGAUUCCUGAUGUGAGAUAUUUGCUAUGAUGUUGCUUGAUGAAUUGGUAAUGUGUGAAGAGGCUGGGAGUUGGUGUUCCUGCCAAUCAUAAUAAAUCCUAACAAUGAAAAACAUAUGUAGGGACACGUGGGAAAGAGUAGUGUUGAGGAAAGUCUUUUUUAUUUUAUUUAUAGUCAUAUCUUGUAAAUUUUGAUAGAUUGUGUCACUAAACUCAACAGCCUGCUUCGCUUUCAAUAUUUGGUAUAAAUCUCUCUUAAAAAAUAAAUCUAUAUUUUUGUCGUUACAGUUGCUCAUAGUAGUUACAAUUGCUCAUAGUAGUUACAGUUGCUCAUCAUAUUCUAGUCAGAUCAUUGUAGCGUUUUGAUAUCUGUGGCGUUCUGACUGGCCACUGUGGCCAGCUUAUGGCCUUCCUGGCUGCCAUGUUAUAAUGGAUAACUAACUUGUUGUUGUGGUCCAGCUUGGGUCCAGUUGACACCACAGAGCGCUCUGUUUUGACAACACCACCCCCCACCACAAAUCUCCCAGCUUAUCCCCGGCUAGGCUAAAGACUAUUGCGCCGCUACCACAACCAUGCUUAAUCAUUCGCUCACGCUCAUAGUGUUUCAAUUGAUUGAAAUGUACCUGCCAAUUUCAUUGUAAUUGUCUAUUUCUAACAAAGUCAAAGUGACAGUUUGUCAACUUGAACAUAUCGCCUGGCAGCGGAAAAUAGCCCGCCUCAAGAAUCUGUAGAAGGCCCAGUUCACGCAAAUCAGUUGUGCUGCCAGGAUAGAUAGGAGGGCCAGCUCCAUCAAGAGAAGUACUGUAAGGCAAUAUAGCAACAUAGGUUGUGAUGAUAGUGUUGGUCUUUGCAGUCGUUCAGUGUAUGACAUGGGCACUGAGUGUAAGCCUAAGACACUGGAAGGCAUGAUGUAUUCGGAGGUGGGUGGUGUGUGUGUGAGAGACAGUGUAUAGCCUCAGUGUAGGACAUGGACCCAGGAAGCGCUGACUGGUUGUACGUACGUAGGGCCUGCUGUCUGAUGAGCCUCAGCCAGCCGCCAGGGGUAAGCAGGCAGCUGUAGCAGUGGAGCGUAAUGUUCCUGCCUUAACACUUCAUAACCCUGUAGUACCCUGUGCUGCUGCCAGUGAUUUACAACCUAUGAAUUUCUCUGUGUUGUGUUCCCCCUCUCUGUAAAAGCCGGACAGCAUUGGUUUAUACAGAGCACACUCCCCAAAGCACUCAUCAUUAAAAAGGAUUAAGGUGGUCAGAGCCCAUUUACAAGCAUUAGGGAGGUUUUUUUCUCAGAGCAUUGAACAUGUUGUUCAUGUUGUUCAUGUUGAGAUUGAAAGCACCUGAAGCUAAAGUGCACACAAUUGGAACAAAAACAAGGCAAUGCUAUUUUUUGCUGCUUUGCUCUUUAGAAAUGUUUCUUUCUGUUUAUAUUGAAGCCUUUCCUCUAGGUCUCCUAUCUAUCUAUCUAUCUAUCUAUCUAUCUAUCUAUCUAUCUAUCUAUCUAUCUAUCUAUCUAUCUAUCUAUCUAUCUAUCUAUCUAUCUAUCUAUCUAUCUAUCUAUCUAUCUAUCUAUCUAUCUAUCUAUCUAUCUAUCUAUCUAUCUAUCUAUCUAUCUAUCUAUCUAUCUAUCUAUCUAUCUAUCUAUCUAUCUAUCUAUCUAUCUAUCUAUCUAUCUAUCUAUCUAUCUAUCUAUCUAUCUAAUCUAUCCUCCACUCUACAUCUUCCUUUAUCUCUCUCCUUCCAAUAUCUCUCCUCUCUCUCCCCCCUCUAUCUUGUUCUCUUCUUCCUCGAUCUCUCUGUUUUCCCCUCUCCCUUUCCUCUCUUUGUUUUUCUCUUCCUGUGGCUGCCUGCCUGUGUGUCUCCUUGUCAUAUGUGUUUCUCCUGAUGAGGUGGAGGCUCCAUAAAGGAUAAUUAAUGCUUGCUCUUUAAACGUUUAAUGUAACACUAGAAAAGCCUGUCCUCUUUGGACCCCCCUUCAGGCCAAUGGGGAGUAAUUUUGACUUAACAUUCUAACAGUCUAAUAAAUACACAGAGUAUACCAAACAUUAGGAACACCUUCCUAAAAUUGAGUUGCACCCCCCUCUUUUGCCCUCAGAACAGCCUCAAUUCGUCGGGGCAUGGACUCUACAGGGUGUCGAAAGCGUUCCACAUGGAUGCUGGCCAAUGUUGACUCUAAUGCUUCCCACAGUUGUGUCAAGUUGGCUGGAUGUCCCUUGGGUGUUGAGCCAUUCUUGAUACACACGGGAAACUGUUGAGCUUGAAAAAAUCAGCAGCGUUGCAGUUCUUGACACAAACCGGUGCGCCUGGCACCUUCUACCAUACCCUGUUCAAAGGCACUUAAAUCUCUUGUCUUGCCCAUUCAACCUCUGAAUGGCACACAUACACAAUCCAUGUCUUAAUUGUCUCAAUCUACACUGAUUGAAGUGGAUUUAACAAGUGACAUCAAUAAGGGAUCAUAGCUUUCACCUGGUCAGUCUAUGUCAUGGAAAGAGCAAGUGUUCUUAAUGUUUUGUAUACUCCGUUUACAUUUCAUGUAUGCUAUUUGAAAAUUAAUACUUUGGUGUUUAUUGGAAAAAUAAUACUUUGGUGUUUAUGAAGGUCUUGGGUAACAUUAGAAUAUGAAAAAAUAUUUUUAAACGCUAGCAUUUUCAUUAGUUUAUGUUACCAUUUUUUACAUUAAAAAAAACAUUUUUUGUCAUUUAGCAGGCGCUCUUAUCCAGAGCAACUUACAGUUAGUGAGUGCAUACAUUAUUUAAUUUUUCAUACUGGCCCCCCCGUGGGCCAGUACCGUAGGCUAUCUGUUGCCACGUGCUCACCUGUCUAAUGCUUGGAAAAAGUGAUAUUUUGAAAUAGAGCUCAUCUCUUCAAUUUUGAUAGAUGGUUUGGAAAACCUCAGAAUCUGCUCUUUCUGAUACUAUAUAGAAGCGUCUUACCUGCAUGUGACAAUGUAGGAGGAUUUGAAAAAGUCACUUUUCCUCUUAAAACUGCUUAUAACACAUUCUGUUUGUGAUAUCGAAAUUCUAACAACAUGCAGUACGUGUGUUAAAUAUACUUAUUUAGGAAAAGGACAGAGGGGGGCAAUUUCAAAAUGAUCCCCUUGGCCUUUCUAGUGUUCAAAUAUUUACCCACAGUUACCUGGCUCCUGUGGCUGUUGCAGUGGCUGACUCCCUCCCUCCCUCCCUCCCAGGCUGACCUGACUGGGAUCAAAUGGAAGCGGUACGUGUGGCAGGGCCCCACCUCUGCGCCCAUCCUCUUCCCGGUGACCGAGGAGGACCCCAUCCUGUGCAGCUUCAGCCGCUGCCUCAAGGCGGACGUGCUGAGCGUGUGGCGGCGGAGCCAGAGGCCCGGACGUAGGGAGCUCUGGCUCUUCUGGUGGGGGGACGACCCUAACUUCGCCGAGCUGAUCCAUCACGAACUUACAGGUGAGACUGAGGAUAGAGGGAGUGGGCGCUCAUACACACACACACACACACACACACGCUAACCGGAAUAGAAUACCUGCCAUGGUCCAAUAACUUCAAACAGCAGUACUAAGCCUGUGUGAUGGCUUUGGCUUAUAUAUAUAUUUUUAAUUGUAUUAUACAGUGAGGGGAAAAAGUAUUUGAUCCCCUGCUGAUUUUGUACGUUUGCCCACUGACAAAGACAUGAUCAGUCUAUAAUUUUAAUGGUAGGUUUAUUUGAACAGUGAGAGACAGAAUAACAACAAAAAAAUCCAGAAAAACGCAUGUAAAAAAUGUUAUAAAUUGAUUUGCAUUUUAAUGAGGGAAAUAAGUAUUUGACCCCUCUGCAAAACAUGACUUAGUACUUGGUGGCAAAACCCUUGUUGGCAAUCACAGAGGUCAGACGUUUCUUGUAGUUGGCCACCAGGUUUGCACACAUCUCAGGAAGGAUUUUGUCCAACUCCUCUUUGCAGAUCUUCUCCAAGUCAUUAAGGUUUCGAGGCUCAAAUCAAAUCAAAUCAAAUUUUAUUGGUCACAUGCGCCGAAUACAACAGGUGCAGACAUUGCAGUGAAAUGCUUACUUACAGCCCUUAACCAACAGUGCAUUUAUUUUAAACAAAAAAAGUAAGAAUAAAACAACAACAACAAAAAAGUGUUGAGAAAAAAAGAGCAGAAGUAAAAUAAAGUGACAGUAGGGAGGCUAUAUAUACAGUAAAAUAAAGUGACAGUAGGGAGGCUAUAUAUACAGGGGGGUACCGUUGCAGAGUUGCAGGGGGGGUACCGUUGGCUGACCCAUUUUCAAUGCCCUGGCUGAGGGAAGGAGGUUCUCACCCAAGAUUUGACGGUACAUGGCCCCGUCCAUCGUCCCUUUGAUGCGGUGAAGUUGUCCUGUCCCCUUAGCAGAAAAACACCCCCAAAGCAUAACGUUUCCACCUCCAUGUUUGACGGUGGGAUGGUGUUCUUGGGGUCAUAGGCAGCAUUCCUCCUCCUCCAAACACGGCGAGUUGAGUUGAUGCCAAAGAGCUCCAUUUUGGUCUCAUCUGACCACAACACUUUCACCCAGUUCUCCUCUGAAUCAUUCAGAUGUUCAUUGGCAAACUUCAGACGGGCAUGUAUAUGUGCUUUCUUGAGCAGGGGGACCUUGCGGGCGCUGCAGGAUUUCAGUCCUUCACGGCGUAGUGUGUUACCAAUUGUUUUCUUGGUGACUAUGGUCCCAGCUGCCUUGAGAUCAUUGACAAGAUCCUCCUGUGUAGUUCUAGGCUGAUUCCUCACCGUUCUCAUGAUCAUUGCAACUCCACGAGGUGAGAUCUUGCAUGGAGCCCCAGGCCGAGGGAGAUUGACAGUUCCUUUGUGUUUCUUCCAUUUGCGAAUAAUCGCACCAACUGUUGUCACCUUCUCACCAAGCUGCUUGGCGAUGGUCUUGUAGCCCAUUCCAGCCUUGUGUAGGUCUACAAUCUUGUCCCUGACAUCCUUGGAGAGCUCUUUGGUCUUGGCCAUGGUGGAGAGUUUGGAAUCUGAUUGAUUGAUUGCUUCUGUGGACAGGUGUCUUUUAUACAGGUAACAAACUGAGAUUAGGAGCACUCCCUUUAAGAGUGUGCUCCUAAUCUCAGCUCGUUACCUGUAUAAAAGACACCUGGGAGCCAGAAAUCUUUCUGAUUGAGAGGGGGUCAAAUACUUAUUUCCCUCAUUAAAAUGCAAAUCAAUUUAUUUUUGACAUGCGUUUUUCUGGCUCUCACUGUUCAAAUAAACCUACCAUUAAAAUUAUAGACUGAUCAUUUCUUUGUCAGUGGGCAAACGUACAAAAUCAGCAGGGGAUCAAAUACUUUGUAUACAUUGUAUAUAUUUUUAGAGUUUAUUAGUCACAUACACAGGGUCACAGAUGUAAUUGCAGGAUACAGUGAUAUUCUUAAGCUCUGAGCUCCAACAGUGCAGGUCAAAAAGAGAAGUGAAUGAAACAAUAAUACAAAUAAUAUUAAUAAUAUAUACAUAUUUACAACUGUAACAAUUAUAAAUGUCCAUUGGGGGGUGGGGGCAGGGUAAAAUGUCUGUGGAGGGGAGUAGUAUAUCCCCGAUGGAAUGCCCUAUAAGGGGAGCAGCAGGGGGGAAAGUGAGAGGUGAAUGAAACAAUGAUAAAUAUAAGACUGAAGAAUACAGUCCCAGCAAAGGCCCUCUCAGACCAUGUUUCAGAUUGCCUUUGCUGCUCACAAGAGAUAAAUGAGGGAUUCAUGUUUCUUUCAAUUAACCUUUUUACGCAUUCAUCUAAGGUUACAGAGCUGGUUAAAUGGGUGAUUAUUGUAAAAGACUGUGAAAAGGAGCCUCUUGAGUGCUGCAGACCUCAGAGCAAUACCUAAGCCUGUGGUGAUAAUGAUGAUAGUUAAUGUGCUGGUUGUAUAAUGUAAAAUAUUACAAGGUUCAGGACAGGGGUUGAUUGUCAGGCUGACUGACGCUGUGAGCUCUGGGGAGAUCAAUUCACUGUAAGUGAGAGCUUAGAAGGUGAUAGCGUUAACCAGUUAGCUCCCUUAGUUUCCCCCUCAUCCCAUAAAUGACAAGCAGCCAGCCUGGCUGAGAACAGCCUUCACCUGCAGGUCAACUCCCACUGUUUGGAGCAAACACCAUUUUUUUCUGUGUGUGUGUGCGCGCACUGUGAGCCUUAUCAUGGCAUCUAAGCACCUUCCGCCCUCCAGCACACGAUAAAGCAGCGCCCUGCACUUCGUGUCGCCGAGGCUAUAUAAGAAAGCUUAUCGCAUCUUCCCAUUUAAAAAAGAGGAUAGAAAAAAGGGGAAGAGAAAUGGAGCUCCUCCUCCUCCUCAUGACUUCUGUGAAAAAUUGAGUAUGCAGGAGCAACGAUGCAGAAACAAGCCUAACACAUCAUGGAGGUCUGGCCUGGUGCGCUGUCUUCUCUUUUUUCCCUCCCUCCAUCCUCGCAUCAUUUAUUUUUUUCUGCAGCAGCAGUGGAGGAUGGACGGAGACCAUCUUUAUUCAUGCUCUCUGGCGGGGAGAUUGAACUCCUAAGUCUGAGCCGUGACACACACACCUACACACACACAUAGCCGGCCCGUGGCCCUCCUUCAUUAUGACACGUUGUGCCUGAAGUGGGUUGGAAGUGGAAGCUAAAAGGCGUGAUGGCAGCCAAUCCAGCCCUGGUGGGCCCCGGUAAUAACCUGCAGGGCUGGAGGAUUAAAUGGACUGUGUGUGUGUGUGUGGACAGUGGUGGUAUGAUGCAUUGGAGCCUCUCCUGGGCGUGAAGGUGUGAAGCAACACACAGAAAAUGGUGACAACGUGUGUGUUUUAGUAGCAGUGAUCGGGCUGGCCGAUCCAUCGGCAGUCAUCUGGAAUGCCACCACCAGCCAUUGUCAGCUGCUUAACACCUUGCCCUUUUCCCUCUGUGCAAGUGGCUGAUGGGUUUGACCUUUCGCUCAGUCAAACCGUCCAAGUCAAAUUGGGGUAAUCCCUGGAAAUGUUAAGCACUUUUUUGUUUGUCAUUUUUUUACCCCCCCUUAUUGCAAUGUUGGUGGUAAACAUGAAAAUCUGUUAUAUUCUUUCAUGUCGGCAGCAGAAAUGGCGGCGGCUCCUUUUCCCCUUCCACACUCAUUAGAUUAACGGCCUGUGAAAGUCUUUUAAUUUUGAGCAAGUGCCAUUUCUGUGUAAACCAGUGGGCCAGUAAUCCCUUCGAGAGAGGGAGAGAGAUAUCUUUUAACGGCUGACACUUAAUCACCAUUCAAGGAGCACAGAGAGAGAGGGCAGUGGGGUAGGGGAGUGGGGGGUAGGUGGUGGGGUUAGGGGAACAGACUGCUAGCUAGGCCCUGCACUAUUCUCCCCGUGUCGGAGAGGGACAAAUUACCCUGUUCUUUAUCAGAACAUUUGAGAAAACCAAUUCUAAUCUUCCUCUGGCCAUGCACAGAAAAUAUUCCAAGCAAGCGAACGGCAGCGAUUGCUAAAUUAAACGGCUUGCAUAGUGUUUUUAUUCUCAUGCAAAUCCCCCCCCCCCCCCCCCCCCCCCCCCCCCCCACACAACCCCCCCGCUCGCCCCCAGAAGCCGGUGGUGGAGUCUCUCUCCUAUCCAGGGGCAUCCUCCACAGAUAAAUGCCAGCAGGGUUUUUUCCCGCCCUCAAAGAACGACUGAUCUUUUUUGCAUAGAAAUUAGGACCAGAGGUCUGUCUGUCUGGGAGGGUAAUUGUUUGGUGGUGAAUUUCUCCCUGGUUCCUGGGCCUGCCACUCGUGUGCCCCCUCUCCCUCCCUCUUUCUCUCCUCCAUCCCUCCCUCCUGCUCUUCCAGGCCCCAGUGGGCCUGCCUCGUAUGGCAGUCUCUCUCUCUCUGUCGCGUUGUCUUUUUGUCCGUCUUUCCCUCCCUCUCUCUCCCCUGGGCAUUACCAGCCCUCCCUACCUGUUCCCUCCCUCCGCUCCAGCCUCCACACAGCUGCAGGUGACUCCAAGGCUGCAGGCUGCAGGCUGCAGGCUCCACUUUGCAAUCAUGGCUCCCAUCCAGUCAGUGUGUUUCCCCGUCUUUCUGAUGAAAUUGAAAAAGUUUCCCAAGCAGAUGAAGCCCAGAAAACUUUUUGUAGUGUAAAAAGACCUAGAUUUAAAUCUCUUUCCCAAGCGACCGCUGUAGGUAGUGUGUGGGACACAUCCCAAGCAUUUCGCUACACCCGCAAUAUAUAAUAUAAUAUAAUAAUAUAAUAUGCCAUUUAGCAGACGCUUUUAUCCAAAGCGACUUAGCAAUAACAUCUGCUAAACACGUGUAUGUGACCAAUACAUUUGAUUUGAUUUUGAUUUGUGGUACAGUGUAAAUACAAUGGCUCUCUGACACCCCAUGUCCCUGCAAGAAGUACCUUCAUUACCUUAAUACCGGAAAACAGCAUGUUGUUCUGUUAGCCAAAUUGAAAACUAAAGGCUUUUAAAGUGUCCACCCAAUUGUGAAUCUUUGCAAUAAUCAAGUGUGCAACAUUAUGUGCAAUAUGGUUUAGAUGAGAAGCUCCUGUAUAGUUUGAAUUGCUAUCCUUAUUUUGUUUGUCUAUAUACUAUGGUAUUUACGGUAUGCUAAUAGCUGUACACACACGAAGCAGGAAUGUGGCUUUGGCCACACCACAUCCAAGGCUAAUGUAAGGAUAUUGUAAACAUAAAAUGUGCAAAUCGGAUGUUGAAGGGAGAUAGAUCUUACUACACAUUUUACUCAUGUAAAACAGCCUAAUAUGAGCUUUCUGUGUGGAGGUUUAAAGGGAAAGGAAGAGAGUUGUCUGUUGUGCAGAGCAGGAUCUCUUAUCAGCCCAGUCAUCUCCAUUGUGCUCCCUGGGGCGCCACAACUGAGCAGCACACGCAUUCAGUUAUUACUGCAUGUUGGGUCAGAUCUCUAGAGAGGAGGGAGGGAGGGAGGAAAGUGCACUUGUCUUUCAUUGGUCCCUCUGCUGUUUAACGGACGGACAACCACGUUGUUUUGGAUGUUUGUAGGGACUGAGGGGAAGGAGAUGGGCUUAAUUUAGCUUCGCUCUCGAAGGCUUUAUUUUAGUAUGGAUGUGUGUGGCACUAACAAUCUGCUGGCAUAGCUCUGCUCUUGUUAGUUUUUGUUGGCUCUGCCAAAGUCUUUGGACAUUUCCUGCCCAUUCUUUACUAUUCAGAACAGCUCUGAUGUGCACCUCUCAGUGCAGCGCCAAGCUCCCAAGGGCAUAUUUCAGUACCCUGGAGGGGCAGAGCAAGCCAAAGUUUUCACUUUGUCUGCAGGUCAGGUCUUUGUUUCUCUUCCUUGCCCUGACUCCUGUGAAGAUGGCUGCCCCUCAGAUUGAAUGAGGCAUCUGGUGAAAAUACAUCCAUCUCUUAGAUCUGUGGGAAAGACAAAAACAUUAUAUGCAGAUAUUGUUGUUUUUGUCAGCCUCUUUCCUACCGACUCAAAAAUAUCUCAAGGAGCACAUCUUGAUUGUGCCAGUUGCUCAAGGACGUAUGAUUUCAAACAAUUUAUAUGCUGCGGACCUAGUUUACUGUGUGUUCUUUUUUACUGUCUUUUUCUCCUUAUGAAAAAUGACAAUCACCGGUGAAGUGUUUUGAUUUGAGUGGGAAAAACUGAAAUGGGCUUGACAUGCACACACACACAUACACACACACACACACACAUACAUACGACGUGAAUGUAACAAGCUGAGAGAGCUUUCGGUUGACGUUCUUGCUUCACAUUUCAAAAGUACCGCAAAUGUCAUAGUAGCCACUAGCCAGGAGGCUAAGCAUUGCAAACUAUUCAACUAGCUAGCUACCUACUAGCUAAUGUUAAGCAAGCAACUCUUCAUGCGUGACUGUAAGUCCAAAGAGUCUGCUAAAUGGCAUAUUAUAUUAUUAUAUUAUAUUAUAUUAUAUUAUAUUACACUCUUAAUUAUUGCAACAAAACAAUAAUACACUCUUGGAUAAUGCAACAAUUCACAAGCAUAUCCAGACAAUUACAGGGUUUAGUUUCUCAUCUGUACAUUACAUUUUAGCUUCUAGACUGAUGUUCAACCUUCCCAAGAUCUCUCAUGUCACCCCGCUCCUCCGCACACUCCACUGGCUUCCAGUUGAAGCUUGCAUCUACUACUAAACCAUGGUGCUUGCCUACGGAGCUGUGAGGGGAACGGCACCUUCUUACCUUCAGGCUCUGAUCAGACCCUACACCCAAAUGAGUGCACUACGUUCAUCCACCUCUGGCCUGCUAGCCCCCCUACCUCUACGGAAGCACAGUUCCCGCUCAGCCCAGUCAAAGCUAUUCGCUGCUCUGGCACCCCAAUGGUGGAACAAGCUCCCCCACGACGCCAGGACAGCGGAGUCACUGACCACCUUCCGGAGACACUUGAAACCCUACCUCUUUAAGGAAUACCUGGAAUAGUAUAACAGUAAUCCUUCUACCCCCCCCCCCCCCCCCCCCCCCCCCCAUGGAAAAAAAAAGGGGAGUGGUUGUCCCAUUGGCUAUCCUAAGUUGAAUGCACCAAUUUGUAAGUCGCUCUGGAUAAGAGCGUCUGCUAAAUGACUUAAAUGUAAAAAGACAAAAGCACAGAGUUACUGCUAGCUAAAGCUAACAAUGUGUCUUCAUCAAGUAACGUUAGCCUAUCAAAAAUGAACGAUUACCCAUCUAAUAUGAAUAUAAAAUUGCAGUGGGUCUACCAUACAACAUUACAACAACCCAUGCUUCAUAUUUAUCAAUAUCAUGCAAAUCAUUAGCCUACAUGUGGUAAAAGCAAAUUGCGACUGAAAACUUGGAUAUAAUUCACCAGGGAGUUGAGAUGUUGAGCUGUUUUAUAUAAAAGCCCAUUCCCGCCACCCAAAAAUAACAUGCAUAUAGAUCAUACAUAUAGGUUAUGUUUCUUCAUUUUGGCAUUGUGUGGCGAUUUCCAUCUAUCCACGUCACAGAGAUCCGCACAGCAGGGCCGCCGACAAACGUGUGGUGAGCUGGCAUUUGCCUAAGCACACGAGGGACAAAGUACUAUUGUUUAGACUGAUUCGCCUCAUGAUUUGUUUGUUAGGAUUUUAAUGUUUUCAUCCUCCCUAGGGCCAGGGGUUUUUCCAGGAUAAUAUAUUUUUUUAACCAUAUGACCUGAUUAGAAAGAUCUGGUCACAUCAUAGCCCAUAUAUAACCGUUUUUUACAAAUUAUUUAUUACUGUCAUACCCAGAGUUUUACCUUGUUAGGUUAAAUCAGGAAAAACUCUGGGACCUUUGGUGCCAUCUCUGAAAUCACAGCACAAUGUUACAAAUGAAAAAAACAUAUUAUAUUUGUAUGAUCUACUAUCUCAAAAUGUUGACUUACAUAUCUCAACAUUUUGAGCUAGUAUCGGCAGCUACUGCGACAAUUUCAGAAUGUAACAGGCUGUUAAUGCAAUUUCAGGUAAAACAAUUUCAGCUGUUUCAAAAACAUUGCUCUGCUUUUACCAUUUAUACUGUAGGAGUGUUGAGCUCAACGAGACAAUUCUGUUUACGCUGAGUAUCGUGUGCGACACAACAGUAUUUCCCUUUGCUAUCAUGAAUGUGAAAACGGUCUAAGACUUCACUUGACAAGUGCAACUGCCUUCAUAGUGUCAGUUUUCCUCCCUCUGGAUAUAAUUGAUAAACAUUACAUGAUUAAGUGAGAUGGAGUAGUUCAAGCUUAUCUCAACGCAUAUCCGAAAGGCUUUCUAUUGUUAUCUGGCCACACCUGAGGAAAAACAUGUAUGUUUGCCCACCCAGAUGUUCUGCAUACAAUUUGAACACAACCAAGCUGUAGCCGCUCUCAAUUACGCUAAGCUUGCUUGAGGUUGUUUGGAUUAAGGUUGGUUGUGGUUGCAGCAGAACUGUAGCGGCAGGGCUGUUGAUGUGGAUCUAAGAUCAUUGGUGAGCAAUAUUCCCUAUUAACCCAGGCUAAAGAUUCUGAGCGCUUCGGUUUGACCCUGUUCUCUGUGUCAGCCGUGAAAGGCUUCUGA